CUCUAUGGGGCUCUGUGGGUUUCUAUGGGGUCACUGCGUUGGUCCCCACCCCACACUUGUGGGUCCCGCCCCACAGAUGUGCUGGGCAACGCCUACGUCUCUCUGUUCUUCGCCGGGGGGCAGCGCCCCGAAGUGGCCAGGAGGGCUUUGGGGGCUUACGGACAGGCGGAAAAAGUCGACCCGACGGCCGCCUCCAAUCCCGACCUCCACCUCAACCGCGCCACGCUGCUGCAGUUCGAAGAGAACUACGGGGCCGCCCUGGAUGGCUACGCGCGGGCGGCUGCUCUGGCUCCUGAUUGGCCCGAGCCGCGCAUGCGCCGUGCCAGGCUGCUGGAUUACUUGGGGCGGAUCUGCGCCGCCCUGGGUGCAGCGGGCAAGGCCCGGGGCCGGAGGCGCAGGGCGCUGUCGCCGUCGCUGCUGGGAUCUCUGGGGGAAGCCGUGACCCCGAUGGCGGCGCUGGGGGACGGGGACAACGUGGGGCGGGCGCUGCUGGGCCGAGUGCUGGGCUGCGUGCUGCCCGACGAGAGAGUGCCCAUCGCUGUGGGGCUGUCGGAUGGGACGGGUUCGGUGGUGCUGAGCGUUUACAACGCGGCCCCAGGAUGGGGGUUGGCCGUGGGGGACGCAGUCGCCGUGGGGCAGCCCCACGUCCGCCGUCAUCACAUCCAGCAUCAGGGCAAGGUGAGG
This is a messenger RNA of Lagopus leucura (white-tailed ptarmigan), 684 nucleotides long. It is a transcript of the gene TTC5, whose product is annotated as tetratricopeptide repeat domain 5. The record is from RefSeq and is a predicted model, not a curated record. Lineage: Eukaryota; Metazoa; Chordata; Aves; Galliformes; Phasianidae. Gene Ontology annotation, molecular function: protein binding. The annotation marks the transcript as partial. The transcript has 5 exons.